AAACAGAGUACACUGGGACAGAUAUUUAUUUUAAACCUCUCACCAUCAGGACAGCGUGUUGUAGAAACGUGUUUUAGGGCUUUAGUUUACAGAGAGCACAGCGCUACAGGAAGCAGCGCCUCAGCUGAACUUUGUUAUCAUCACACUUUGGGUUCUCCACAGACAAACAUUCAACAUGACGCAAAAUCCUUUAGCCUAAACUGCGCAGCUUUGUCAGGUGAGGAGGAUGAGCUCAGGCAAUGGAACCAGAAGGAAAGUCCGGAAGCAUCAGCACGUCAGCAAUACGGUGGUUUUAGACCAGGAAUCACAAAAUGAGAUUCAAAGUCUUUUUAGCAAAGUUAGAACUUAUGCAAAACCGUCUGAUGGCGGGUGGUGGUGCAUCCCUGACCCAAAUGCUGCCCUCAGACACUCAGUGGAGGAGCACUCCAAGCUGCAGGAUCUAAAGGUGUCGCUGAAUGCUGUGAAGAACCAGCUCAGUGACAAAGAUGUUCCGGUCUGGCAUCAGCACACCAACUCCACAAACCGAGCAGGGAAGGUGAUUGCUGCAGUGCGUUCUGCUGCUGGAGCUGAGAUCUGCACCCAGGCCUGGUGCAAGUUUUAUGAGAUCCUUGGAACCUUCAAUCUUAUUCCAGUGGAGGCUCUUCAAAAUGGAGAGCUGAACACGGUCCAUCUGUGUGAAGCUCCAGGGGCCUUUAUAACCUCUCUGAACCACUACCUGAAAACCAACGAGUCCACACGCUACUGUGACUGGAGCUGGGCCGCCAACACUCUCAACCCGUACCAUGAAGCCAACGGAGGGGGCACCACCAUCGCGGACGAUCGGUUGAUCGCCAACACGCUGCCUUGGUGGUUCUUCGGCUCGGAUAACACAGGCAACAUCAUGGUGCAGAAACAUCUGCUGGGGCUGCAGACGUUUGUGGCAAACAUGCGCAGAGUUGAUUUGGUGACAGCAGAUGGAAGUUUUGACUGUCAGGAGAAUCCAGAUGAGCAGGAGGCGCUGGUUGCAUCGCUGCAUUACUGCGAGGUCACAGCUGCACUGCUGCUCCUCAGCCCUGGCGGCUCCUUCGUUCUGAAAAUGUUCACCCUGUAUGAACACUCCUCUGUCUGCCUCCUCUACCUACUGAACUGCUGCUUCCACUCUGUUAACGUCUUCAAACCUGCCACCAGCAAGGCAGGCAACUCUGAGGUUUACGUUGUGUGUCUGAACUAUGACGCCAAGGAGGCGGUGAGGCCCCUGCUCUCAAAACUGAUACGUAACUACGGACCACAUAUGGCUGACCGAGAGGCACUGAUCCCAAACUCACUUAUCCCAGAGUCAUUUCUAAAGCAGCACGAAGAAGUGUGCUUGUACUUCCACACACUGCAGGUGGAGACCAUCUCAGAAAAUCUGCAUCUGUUUCAAGGAAUGAGCACAGAGCACAGGCAGCGUCUGGAGUACAUCAGAGAUUUUACAGCUCAGGAAUACCUGCAGCGCUUCCAGGUGAGCUUUCUUCCCCGGAGCCGGUGGAUCUCUCGUAACACCGUGAGUCCUGCAUGCUGCAAUGUCUCAGCGGGCCGACCCCUGGGACAGAAGAAGCAAACAGGCUCCUUCAAUGAGCGCAGGGAAUUACAGACUCUGAGCUGGAGGGAACGCAUCAAGAGGGGUUGCCAUGCCACAGACAUAAAGAGACACCGCACAGAGGCUGGUGGGAGCGGCUGCGUGCUGGAGGGACCCCUGAGUCAGUGUCAGGUGGAUUCAUGGUAUGUUAUUGAUGGGGCUGCCCUGCCUACAGUCAGAAACUCUCCAGUCUGUGAUGGAGGAUUGUUAAACCACCUGAAUGAAGCUCUGAUGGACAAAGACAUAGACUGGACUCGCACACCUCCAUGUGACUCUUGCUGUGUGGUUUCUGCUUCUUCUAUCUUGUCUGAAGUUGCAGGUCUGUGUGUCUGUACACAGGACAGUGAAAAGAACCAGAAGAAGAAACAGUGUCUGGUGUUUGGCAGCCCCCUGGUGUGGGGUGCCUGUGAAGAUCUUGAGGAUUUAGUCUUAACAUUUUCUGCAGAGCCCUCACUUCCUCAACGAGGCAGCCUCCUGCUGCACGACGGGGAGCCGCUGUACCAGCAGCAGCUCCUAGCUUGUGUUGUGUUCUCCCUGCAGACCCUGAACUCUGGGGAUGCCCUGCUGCUGCCUGUGUUUUCUGCCCUCACCCGUGUUACAGCAGCUGUUGUGCUCUGCCUGCAUGUUUGUUUUCACUCGGUCACGUUCAGAUCUCCUCCACCCUCAGGCGUACUUGGGACUGUUCUGAUGUGUGUUGGCUUCUGCCCUGAAGCUGCUGCACAGAUCCUCCCUGUUCUCACUGAGGUCCAUGGACGCAUGGGUCAGUUGUUGGGAGGGCAGGAGGACUCAGGGGAAAACCUGCAGUCUGGGUGUGACAGACAGGUGCUGCAAUUUGUUCCCAUGGAAGACCUGCUCACACGAGGACUGACUGAGUUCCUCUUGACCAUGAACUCUGAAAUAAUUCAACAGAAGCUCCAUUCUCUGAUGCAGUCAUAGUGCAGUGCUGCUGGAUUCACAGACUUUUCAACUACAUGAGCGUCCAGCAGUUAGUGCUGGAACUAUUUUGAUAUUAAGGGAGCUCUCCUCUAAUUUAGCACUACACAUUGAUUUAACAUUUCACACUGUAGGAGUCACAAAGGAACAAUUUUAAGGCAAAGAUUGCUUCAGAACCAGGAAUGUCAUCUUUUUUUUAUUCCCCACUAUCUUAUUUGAUGCCCACAUCGCUCACACUGCGUUCACCAGUUUGCUCUGAAAUGUUUUUAGUUUUAAUUUUAUUUUUUAAAGUUUAUUGACACCAUCGAUGAGGACUCAAGUGACACCACAUGAGUCAGUUAUGAUUUCCUGCAGCUCCCUCUGGAGCCACAAAAGGCUUUCUGCAACUUUUUUCAAGUCUGUUCUAGUCCUCCACAACACCUGUCAACAGACAGAUGUGUUAAGGCAGUGAAGUCUGAUGAUGCAGAAGUGAUGUAAAAUCAGAUGUUGUUUUUACACAGUUUUAAUUUCCAUAGAUUAUCCAAGGGUUAUUUCAGGUGUUUAAUAUAAUGCUGACAGUACAGUUACUAUAACUCACAGAUUAUUGAAAGAUGGGUUUAAAAAGGGGAAGUUUUAAAUGAUAUAUGGCAAAUAAUAUAGGCCAUUUUAAUGUUGUUAAGUAACAGAAGUUAUACAACAGAAGUUACACAAUUAUGCUGGGGUGAAUUUUCAAACUGUGUUAAAUUGUUUGUCUUCCAGAGUUUGGGUUUCAGCUACAAAGGUAACACCCCAAUUACAAUUAUGUUGGGACACUGUGUUUAAUGUUGAUUUAAAACAGAAUUGAUGGUGUACGAAUGUUUCAAAACUGCUCAUUUUAUAUUUGGUACCCUCCUAGAGAUUCUAUGGGGUUCAGGUUAGGCAUGUUGGCUGGCCAAUAAACAUGGGGUGGACAAAGUA
Notolabrus celidotus (New Zealand spotty) is the source of this 3466-nucleotide messenger RNA. It is a transcript of the gene cmtr2, whose product is annotated as cap methyltransferase 2. Gene Ontology annotation, molecular function: methyltransferase cap1 activity. The record is from RefSeq and is a predicted model, not a curated record. The transcript has 3 exons. The coding region runs from base 227 to 2533 and encodes 768 amino acids. NCBI's taxonomy places the organism in Eukaryota, Metazoa, Chordata, Actinopteri, Labriformes, Labridae. Gene Ontology annotation, biological process: 7-methylguanosine mRNA capping. Gene Ontology annotation, cellular component: nucleus; cytoplasm.